AUGGCCCGUUGGUAUCUCAAAAAUGGCCGACGGCUGGAGCUAUGGUAUCUCGCUCCAGGUCGGGAGCGUCGCGUGGGCAGCUCCAGUCUCACGGACAUGGACACCUUGGUAGAGAAGAUCUGCGAAGCUCUUGAAGUCCGGGUCUCAGGCUUGGUGGAUGGGGUCCCCUAUGCCUUUUUUGGUCACUCCUUGGGGGCGCUGGUGGCCUAUGAGACUGCGAGGAAAUUAGAUGCAGACAUGAGCCCUGGCCGGCCUCGACCGGUGCACAUUUUUGCAAGUGGCCAUGGGGGCCCUGCAUCGAUGAGCUUGGAACGGCAGAUUGAGCAUUGGGGGAGUCUACACAAGCUCUCGGAUGAAAAAUUGAUUGAGGUGACAAAGACCUUCGGCGUGCUGCCGAAGGAUUUGAACUCCGAGCUUUUGAGGGCCUUGCUGCCGGCGCUGCGGAGCGACUUUGAGAUCUACGAGAGCUACGUACCGGCAUCGGAACGACGUCCUUUGAUGCUUCCCAUCACAGCAUUGGGAGGGGAUGAGGAUGCGGCCGUGCCCAGCGGACACUUGUUGACCUGGCAAGCGGAGACAAGCCACAAGAUGCCCCCACCCAAGGUUUUCAGAGGUGGUCAUUUCUACUUGCUGGAGCAAGUGCAUGAGGUCGCCAACUACGUCAAGACCACUUUGGAGGAGACCUUGGCAUCUCUGCCACAGUCCUUGCUGGCAAGCAACGCCUGGUUCCCCGGGGAUUUCAGAAAAAAGGCGACGAUCCCGAGUGUUUGCUACGAGAAACUCAUCACAGAGGUGGUUGAGGAGUGGGCCCAGAAACAACCAAACAAAGAGGCCUUGGUGGAUGCCUAUGAAAGAGUAACUUUUGGUCAGAUGGCGGAGCGAGCCAAGAUGUUGGGCACGGGCUCUGAGGGGAUUCAACAGGCUCAUUUCCCAGAAGGUAUGGUGAAGGAAAUCUGCGAGGAGGCGAAGACCGUGGCAGCCGUGGCGAGCCCCGCACAGGCGCCGAAGUUCGCCCAGGUCCAUGGCUGCAGGACCUUGGAGAUGACGAGUGAUUGGGUGCAGCGUGUGAGCCAGGGGAACCCAGUUUUUUCUCCGCCAAAAUUGCAAGGUCAUUUCUUCAUGCACGUGGGAGCAAGGGCGAAGGCCUACAACGUGAUGUUUGUAUGGGAAGUGAUGAGGUCGCCUUUGUUGGGCCAGACAGCCUUCAUCCUGCCAGACGAGGCCACCUUGGAUCCGCAGAUCUUUGUGAAGUUCUUGGCACAGCAUCGGAUCAGUCGCAGCCUAACGACACCGUCCCUUUUGGCCACAAUCAUCGACAGCUGCCAUCAGGCAGUGUCGAAGUUGGAUCACAUGUGCGCUUGGCUCAUGUGUGGCGAGGUCCUACCGAUGCAAGUGGUGCAGAGCUUCCGAGCGCUGCUCCCCAGGUGUCGGCUCAUCAAUGACUACUCCACCUGGGAAAGUGGAGAUAUUGGCUAUGCCCAGGUGGCGCCAGCUGGGAGCUAUGAGCCCAGCCAGGUCUUUGCUGCAGCCUGUCAGCAGAUGGCCUGUGGCAUCACUGCGUGCAUCGUGGAUCCUGAGAAUCUGAAGCCAGUUCCACGGGGGCUUGUGGGUGAGCUGUACGUUGGAGGACCGGUGUUGUCCUACGGCUACUAUGGCAACCACGACAUCACCGCGGCCAAGUUUACGGAUGGCGUGAACUCUGUGAUGGCUGACCUGUCUCAGGGCAAGUGGAAAUGGUACAAGACAGGCGAUGCCGCCCGGCUGGUGGGGCAGCCACCAGUGCUGGAGAUCCGCGGGCGCAUCGACAGCACCGUGAAGAUUCGGGGCUUCAAGGUGGGGAUUCCCGUUGUGGAAGGAGCCAUCGCCCACAUUUCGGGGGUGGCGCUCUGCGCUGUGGUGCCCGUCUACGAGACACCCACGUCGGUGGACAGCUUGCUGUGUUUCGUGAAGCCACAGGACGAUGUGCAGUAUGAGGACUUGGUCCAGCGAAUCAAAAAGGAGGCCGUAAAGGAGAUCCCUCGCUGGAUGAUGCCGAGCUACUUCCGGCCGCUGCCCGCGGAUUGCUUCAUGGGUGGCGAGAGCCGCAAGCUGAAUCGACGCAGGUUGGCAGAGAUGGCUGAUCUGAAGGUCCUGAAGGGACAUGUGGCGACUCCACCACAGCCGCGGCCACCCAAACUUGAAGAGACGGGCGUCCGCGGAGUGGUGACGUCCGUCUGGGCCAAGGUCUUGGGAUUGGAGAUGGACGUGGUGGACCCUGAGGAGAACUUCUUCGACACUGGUGGCCACUCGGCGCUGGCUGCGAAGAUGGCCACGGAGCUGUCCUCCGAAUACCACCUGCCGGUGACGGUCUUAGACAUCUACAGCCAUUCCACCUUGCAGGCGCUCUGUGACUUUGUCGAGUCCAAAGUGGAGCUGGAAGCAGGAAGCGCCAUGAUCUCCCCAAACUCCAUCCGCCCUCACGAGCCAGAGAUGCGGGAGACAUCGAAAUUGGCCGUGGCUGGCAUGUCGGGGAAAUUUCCAGGCGCUGAUUCUGUGGAACAUUUCUGGGACAACAUACUCAGGGCGGCCGUCUCGGUACGCUUCCUGUCGAAGGAGUUCUUGCGAGGCAAAGGUGUACCGGAGACCACACUGGGGCACAAGGAUUUCGUGCUGGAAAGCUCAGUGCUUACAGGAGACUCCUUGACCUUUGAACCCUGCGAAUCCCAGCGACAUUUCUGGGUCCACGCGCUUGGAACUGGCGACAUUCGAAUUGAGCCUGCGGCCUACAUGAUUAACGAUGCGGACCACUUCGACAACGUCUUCUUUGGCAUCGGGCGGCAUGAGGCCUCGAUGAUGGACCCUCAGCAUCGGGUCUUCAUCGAGGCGGCUUGGUCGGCGAUGGAGAAUGCGGCCCUGCCGCCCAAGACCAGCAGCCUGUCGGAGCAUGUGGUUGGCGUCUUUGCCGCGGCGGGCAUCGACGGCUACUUGGUGCAUCACCUAGACGGACAAUCGCUAAAGGACACGCUGAAUCCUCAAGAUAUCUUCUUGACGGAGAUUGGAAAUGAGAAGGACUACAUUGCAACACGCGUGUCGUACCUCAUGGACUUCACCGGGCCCUCCAUGAAUGUGAACUCGGCUUGUAGCUCAGCACUGGUGGCGGUGGUGCAGGGAGCCUCCGCCAUCGUGGCAGGGCAAUGUGACGCGGCUGUAGCUGGAGCUUCAUCGGUCACCUUCCCGAACUUGGGGUAUCUUUAUGCGGAUGGCUUGGUGAGUUCCGUGGACGGCUAUGUGCGACCCUUCGACGCCAAGGCGGACGGGACGGUCUUCGGCGAUGCGGUGGCGGCGCUGGUGCUGCGACGCCACGAGGACGUCGGGGAGAAUGGCCUGGCGUAUGCCGCCCUGAAGGGCUACGCCAUCAGCAAUGAUGGGGCGCAAAAGGCUGGGUAUGCUGCACCUUCCAGCACCGGGCAAGCACGAGCAGUGCAGGUGGCAAUGCGCAUGUUGAAUGAGGAUCCCUGGUCCAUCAGCUACGUUGAGUGCCACUGCACUGGCACCCGCAUUGGUGAUGGGAUUGAGGUUCACGGGCUCUUGAGCGCGUUCGAAACGCUGGGUGGACGAAAGCAGGUGACAGCUGACAUGCCCAGCAUUGCGUUGGGCUCGGUCAAGGGCAACAUCGCUCAUGCCAACUGCGCGGCGGGCGCCACUGGGCUCAUCAAGGCGCUGGCAAUGAUGCGUGCGCGCAGCCUGGUGCCAACGGCCAAUUUCAAUGAGCUGAAUCCCAAGAUCAAUCUGCAAAACACGCCCUUCUUCGUGAAUUCCGAGGUGUGCCAAUGGACUGCGAAGAUUCCCAUCCGAGCAGGCGUCAGCUCCUUCGGCAUCGGAGGAACCAAUGCACACACGAUCCUGGAAGAGGUAGUGGCCCCUGUAUUGGAGAUCAACAGCAGCGCGAAGAAGCCCUUGGAGUUCCAGCUCUUGACCUUCUCCGCGAAGUCUGCAGGGUCUCUGCAUCGCUCCGGAGACAAACUUCUCAAGAAACUUCAGGACGCAGGAGAGUCCAUGGACAAAGUGGCGUAUACCCUCCAGGCGGGUCGCGCUUCGCUUCCCUUGCGCAAGAGCUUGGUGGUCCCCGGCGGCCGCAACGAUGUGCAGAAGGCGGCUGAGGUUCUGCAGAGCUCUUGGCCGGACCUGGAAGAAUUGGAGGAACUGGAAGAUGCCAAGAAGCGACCACCGGUGGCUUUCGUCUUCCCCGGGCAGGGAAGUCAGUACCUUGGAAUGGCGCGAGGCCUCUAUGACCAGGUGCCUCACUUUCAGCGCCUGGCGGAUCAUUGCUGCGAACAGCUGGCGUCGCCGAAACUCCUGGGUCGGGACCUGCGUCCGCUGCUCUUUGGCAAUGGCCCAAUGACGGAGGAUGAACUGCAGCAGGACCGGAAGUGGGGCGGACGACUGUUGUCUGUGAGAAUGCGAUCAGUGGUGACAUUGGUGACUAACAACUUCGCUUCCUUGAACCGUUUCCGGGAAUUGCCGCAGGAGUUCGAAAAGCCAUCCGUGGGGGCCCGCAGACGGAAAUGA
This is a messenger RNA of Cladocopium goreaui, 4548 nucleotides long. The record is from the annotation of a GenBank genome assembly. Lineage: Eukaryota; Dinophyceae; Suessiales; Symbiodiniaceae.